UUUACGUCAAUUUCCUGUUUCCUUGGUGACGUAGCGCCGUAUUCCGAGGGGCAAGCUGCUGAGCUAAGGUGUCCAGACUUCAUAUGCAAAACUCGCCGAAGAUUAUAAAUAGCAGUCUUCAAUCAAAUAAAGAGUUCCUGCCGGCCUUGUGUCCCCAGAGAACUGAGCAGCUGGAGACAUGUAGCCACAGCACCAUGAGGUGACAGAGAUUGAUAGAGGCUCCCUUUCCAUUUCUGCCUGUACAGCCCUGGACAUAUGGCAAGGCUAAGUGUCGCAUGCCUCCUGCCAGCCUCAUGGCACUUCAGCCUGUCCCUUUCCAUGCUGAGCGUCACGCCGAGACAGCGCUUCAUCGGCAUAGUCUCCUUCUUCACCUGCUUCCUGCUGAUCUUCCUGGCCUUACUGCGACCUUGGCCCUGGAGCCAGGCCACCAGGAACAGCCGUCUGGAGAAGUACCUAGACAUGGUUGAAAACAUGGAGGCAACAGAUACCGAGGACCCCAGCCUGAAUUUCGGAGUGGUGGUUGACUGUGGCAGCAGUGGCUCUCGUGUUUUUGUCUAUUACUGGCCUCCCCACAACGGAAACCCCCACUCACUGCUUGACAUUCGACAGAUGAAGGACCGAAACCGUAUACCAGUAGUCAAGAAGAUUAAACCAGGGAUCUCCACACUAGCAUCAACACCAGACAAAGCAAGCGACUACCUCCAGCCUCUUCUGAGCUUCGCCGCAGAACACAUCCCUAAGAAGAAGCACAAGGAGACUCUUCUCUACAUCUUGUGUACUGCCGGCAUGAGGCUUCUCCCAGAGAGCCAGCAGGUGGCGAUCCUGGAGGAUUUGAACACUGACAUACCCCUUCAGUUUGACUUCCUUUUCUCCAGCUCCCACGCUGAGGUCAUCUCUGGGAAACAGGAAGGAAUGUAUGCAUGGAUUGGUAUUAACUUCGUGCUUGGCCGUUUUGACCACGCAGAGGAGGGAGAGGACACAGUUGUUACUGUGACAACAGAUUCCCAGACCCAGCACCCAGUCUCCCGCAAACGCACUGUGGGUAUCCUUGACAUGGGUGGGGCCUCGCUGCAGAUUGCGUAUGAGGUGCCCACCACUGUCAGCUUUGCCUCUCCUGAGCAGGAAGAGGCAGCAAAGAGCGUCUUAGCAGAGUUUAACCUGGGCUGUGACGUUCAGCACACGCAACAUGUCUACCGAGUGUACGUCAGCACCUUCCUGGGCUUUGGUGGCAACAUGGCCAGACAGCGCUAUGAGGACCACCUCAUCAACAGCACAGUCUACAGAAGCAGGAUGACUGGAGAUCAGACAGGAAUGAGUGCCACAUCCCCAUCCCCAGACCCCUGCCUCCCAGUAGGGCUGACAGACACUGUGCAGAGUAAUGGGCAGACAGUGUUCCUGCGGGGCCAGGGGGACUGGUCGAGGUGCCUGGACGUUGUGAGACCCUUCCUUGGGAAGACAAACGGCAGCACCUCUUCUUCACUUGGGGGAGUCUACCAGGCACCCAUCAACUUCCACAAUAGUGAGUUCUACGGCUUCUCUGAGUUCUACUACUGCAUGGAGGACGUGCUGCGCAUUGGGGGGCACUACAGCAGCACCAAAUACACCAGGGCAGCCACGGAUUAUUGUGCCACCAAGUGGUCGACUUUAAAACAGCGACUGGACAGCAAGCUUUUCACUUCACAGACUGACCUCCACAGGCUUAAGUACCAGUGCUUCAAGUCUGCCUGGAUGUAUGAGGUGCUACAUACAGGUUUUCAGUUCCCAAAGGACUACCCCAACCUGAAAACUGCCCAGCUGGUGUAUGACAAGGAGGUGCAGUGGACUCUAGGAGCCAUUCUCUUUAAAAUACGAUUCCUACCUCUCAGAGACCUUCAGGUGGAAGCAUUCCGGCAGUCUCACUCAAGCUGGAUUCGCUUCUCCUUUGUCUAUAACCACUACCUGAUCUUCGCCUGUAUCCUGGUGGUGGUGCUCGCAAUCCUCUUGUACAUCCUGCGUCUGCGGCGCAUUCAUCGGCGAGAGCAGCGAUCAGCAGCCACUCUGGAUCUGCUGUGGGUGGAGGAGGGGGAGCCCCUCAAAGGUUGAGGGGCCAGCAGGGAAAGAGGGGGGAUUGGGGUAGAGGAAAGGGAUGAGGGAUGGUAGUCAAGUGGAAGAUAUUUCAGGGGUGUCACUUUUUUAUCAUCCCCCUCUACAGCUUUCCAUAAAUUUAAUGAGAAUUACAUUCCGGUGUUUUUAUUUUUUCAUAUCCUGGGGAUCAAUUCUACCUCAUGGUAGCAGACAUUUUUAAAUUUUUCUAGAGACCAGUUGUAAAAUUGUUGGGAAUCAAUUGUAAAGGAACUGUAAGGGAUGGGUGAAUACCUGUGGACUAGUUAAAUGAAAUCAGAGAAUAUGGAACUCAUGAACUGUAAUGCAGAUGCACUCCGGUUGUACAAGUCUUUACUGCCUGUGUCUUUGUAAAGGAAAUUAUACAUUUUAGUAAUUUAAGUUUAAAUAAAGUGACAAAUUGUAAUUA
Molecule: messenger RNA, 2509 nt
Organism: Acipenser ruthenus (sterlet)
Lineage: Eukaryota; Metazoa; Chordata; Actinopteri; Acipenseriformes; Acipenseridae
Product: ectonucleoside triphosphate diphosphohydrolase 7-like
Exons: 13
Coding region: 256-2082 (608 amino acids)
Biological process (GO): nucleoside diphosphate catabolic process
Cellular component (GO): membrane
Molecular function (GO): nucleoside diphosphate phosphatase activity
Source: RefSeq, a predicted model, not a curated record